Molecule: messenger RNA, 618 nt
Organism: Sodiomyces alkalinus F11
Lineage: Eukaryota; Fungi; Ascomycota; Sordariomycetes; Glomerellales; Plectosphaerellaceae
Product: alpha/beta hydrolase
Exons: 1
Coding region: 1-618 (205 amino acids)
Molecular function (GO): acyltransferase activity, transferring groups other than amino-acyl groups
Source: RefSeq, a predicted model, not a curated record
AUGGGAAGCACGACGCCAACCACCUCGUCCACCCCCCCGCUUGCCUUCCGCGAAGCAACCCCCGCCGACGUCCCCCUCCUCCUCCCCCUCAUCCGCACCGCCUACCGCACCCCCGCCGGCUGGACCAACGAAGCCGCCUACCUCAACGACAAGCGCAUCUCCCCCGCCGACCUCGCCGCCAAGAUCUCCCGCCCGGACGGCGUCGUCCUCAUGGCCACCAACCCGGACUCCGCCGCCCUCGUCGCCUGCUGCGAGGUGCAGAUCCAGCAUCCCGACCCGUCGGCGUCGUCGGCCGCCGCCGCCGCGGGCCCCACCGCCUAUUUCGGUCUCUUCGCCGUCGACCCGGCCCUGCAGGGCGGCGGCGUCGGGCGCCGCGUGCUGGCGCGCGCCGAGGAAUACGCCCGCGAGACGUGGCGGGCGAGGAGGAUGGUCAUGUGGGUCAUCUGGUUACGGACCGAGCUGAUCGAUUGGUAUCUGCGGCGCGGCUACGUGAGGACGGGCGAGACGGCGCCUUUCCCUUACGACCAGAUGUUUCAGGGGAAGGCGCUGCGGGACGAUUUGUAUUUCGACGUGUUGAGGAAGGAGUUUGGCGAAUCCGAAGCGACGACCUCUUCUUGA